Molecule: messenger RNA, 1608 nt
Organism: Fusarium proliferatum ET1
Lineage: Eukaryota; Fungi; Ascomycota; Sordariomycetes; Hypocreales; Nectriaceae
Exons: 9
Coding region: 1-1608 (535 amino acids)
Biological process (GO): carbohydrate transport; transmembrane transport
Cellular component (GO): membrane
Molecular function (GO): carbohydrate:proton symporter activity
Source: RefSeq, a predicted model, not a curated record
AUGCGUUUUCUUGCAACUCGCCGAUAUGGCUUUUUAGGACAAGGCAGGUCCGUCAUCAAUACCUCAGCAGUCGCUGCAGGAUUUGGUAUGCUGCUCCUUGGUUACGACCAGGGUGUCAUGGCUGGCCUGAUUGGCUCCGAGGGGACUCCUUUCAGCAACACUUUCAAGGAUCCCGACGCCGCUACUCUUGGCCUCAUGGUCGCGAUCUACGAAAUUGGAUGCUUCGCCGGUGCCGGUUUCUCUUUCGUAUGGGGCGAAAACUUCAGUCGACGAACUUGCAUGAUCUGGGGCGUUUUGAUCAUGAUAGUGGGCUCUACCCUUCAGACCGUAUCUAUGAACAUGUCGCAACUUAUCGCAGGCCGUGUGGUGACAGGGCUGGGCAAUGGAUUGAACUUUUCUACAAUUCCUACUUGGGUGUCAGAGAUCUCUGGACUUGAGGAAAGAGGUAAAGUUGCUGCUUUCAACGGAUGGCUCAUCAUCUGGGGCGUUGUCAUUGCCUAUUGGACCGACUAUGGAUGCGCCUCGUAUACAUCUGACUUGCAAUUUCGAUUCCCCAUUGCUCUACAAAUGCUCUUCGGUUUAAUCAUGCUCGUCAUGAUCAUUUUCCUCCCCGAGUCCCCUCGAUGGCUUGUAUCCCAAGGCUACGAUACCGAAGCGAAAGCAGUCCUCGAAUGGAUCACACCCAAGAACAAGGCCUUGACCGAGACCACACACAGCGAUGCUGUCGAAGCCGUGUAUCAAAGCAUCGUCCGAACUCGAGAACUGGAACAAGAGGCUGAAGGAGAGUUCUCCUACGCUGAACUUCUCCAUGGUGGGGACAUGCAGAACUGGCGACGCAUGGCGCUGUGCGCUGGAGUCAUGGCCUGUCAACAGCUGAGCGGCAUCAAUCUUCUGACUUACUACAUCUCCUACGUCCUCGAGAACUCCGUCGGCCUUGAUCGCCACACAUCCCUUCUCAUCGGCGGUAUCAACGGAAUCGAAUAUCUCGUAGCAUCAAUUAUACCCAUAUGGACGAUCGAGCGAUUUGGAAGGAGAAAGCUUCUGCUGUUGAGCGCCUGUGGUCAGACUGUUUCCAUGGCUAUACUAUCUGCUGCUCUCUGGUUCAUCACCGAGCGCAAAGACGCCCCAGGUAGCUAUGCCAUGGGCAUUGUCGCGGUCGCAUGCUUCUUCCUCUUCAACACAUUUUAUGCACAGGGGUUCCUGGCGAUUCCUUUCUUCUAUCCGGCCGAGAUCACCAAUUUGAGAACUCGAAGUCGUGGUGUUUCGCUUUCAGUGAUGUCAAACUGGAUCUUCACUUUCCUGGUCGUCAUGAUCACGCCAGUUGCUACGACCAACAUUGGGUGGAGGACUUACAUCAUCUUCACUGUACUAAACUUCACCUUCAUCCCGAUCAUCUAUCUCUUCUUCCCCGAGACCUCGGGCAUUUCUCUCGAGUCCCUUGACUACCUCUUUGAUUAUCCCGGAAUGACCAGGGGUGUUCUCAGCAAGGAGCACCGAAAGAGGAUGCGGCUGCUGGGCGCCGAGAAUGAAGCGGACGCUACCAUCGGAAAGUCUACAGAGCCAUGGGAUAGCAAGCCGAAUGUUGUUUCAAAUGUUGAACAUCCUUAA